UUUCUCCGGUCUAACACCGGAAUAUUUUUCUUCGUUGCUCCGCAACCUACCUCGCUCCGUUGCAUCACUGCCGACCCCACCAGAGACCGGACCAAUCGAGCAAAUACAGGUGUUCUUCAAAAUUCGAAGAUAGAAUCGUGAUCGAUCUUUCUCGGCCGUCCCACCACCUUCUCCUCACCGAUAUCCGGCCGCAUGUCCCACCACCUUCCCAGACUGGUGGGAAUCGGACGGCCAAGAUUUCGCAGCAUCCGGUUCCAAAGUUAUGAUUAAUAAUUGUCGCCCGAAGGCAAAGACACGAGAAUUCGGGGACCGCGUUGUGAAUCUCUUGCGAAGGAAGAAGAAGAGAGGAAGAGAGAGAAGAGAGGAGAGGAGAGGAGAUGGGAAGAUUGGUGGGGGUGAGGGCGUUGCCGUUCACGUACGCGUCGCACGUGCUGGCGGCGGCGGCGGCGGUGAUGGUGCUCGUGUGGAACAUCCAUUUUCGGGGAGGGCUCGCCUUCGAGUCCACCAACAAAAAUCUCAUCUUUAAUGUUCAUCCGGUUCUUAUGACAAUUGGAUUUAUUAUCAUGGGAAGUGAAGCUAUAAUGAGUUACAAAGCUUUUCCUGGGAGUCAUGAAGUACAUAAAGUGGUCCAUUUGGUUCUGCAUGCAAUUGCUCUUGUACUUGGAGCUGUGGGAAUCUAUUUUGCAUUCAAGUUUCAUAAUGAAAGUGGAAUUGAUAAUUUGUACAGCCUGCAUUCCUGGGUUGGGCUUGGUACAAUCUGCUUAUAUGGCAUUCAGUGGAUUUUCGGUUUUGUCACCUUUUUCUUUCCUGGUGCCGCCCCAAAUCUCAGACGUGAUGCUCUUCCAUGGCACGUAUUUUUUGGGCUCUUUGUCUACAUAUUGGCCUUGGCCAGUGCACAAUUAGGCUUUCUGGAGAAGCUCACUUUCCUACAGAGCACAGGCCUCGCCAAGUAUGGUUCAGAAGCCUUUCUCGUAAAUUUCACAGCUCUUGUUGUGAUAUUGUUGGGAGUAUCUGUUGUGAUAUCUGCCAUGGCUCCUGCCCACGUUGAAGAACCCCAUAGUUAUUCUCCAAUAUCAGAAAAUUAGUGUACUUUACAAGUUCUCUUAUGACCAUUAUUCUCUCUUAUCAAAACAUUAUCACUUCUACAUAUAUUUACCUCUGAAUUAUCCUUCUAUGUAAGGCUUGCAUGACACCCUGUGAGUAAUUUGCUGGUUGAAUGGUUAUUUGAAAGAGGGAUUUGUAUAGGCUCUAUUGUAUGCAAAGUUUCUAUCCUGUUGAGAAGAGCAAAUAUCUAAUCAAAUCAUUUACUUUUGCAAUC
This is a messenger RNA of Elaeis guineensis (African oil palm), 1318 nucleotides long. Its product is annotated as probable ascorbate-specific transmembrane electron transporter 1. Gene Ontology annotation, molecular function: oxidoreductase activity. NCBI's taxonomy places the organism in Eukaryota, Viridiplantae, Streptophyta, Magnoliopsida, Arecales, Arecaceae. The record is from RefSeq and is a predicted model, not a curated record.